AUAGGUGUUUGCUAAAUAAAUUAACAAAUAAGUAACAGCUAAAGUACAUAUGUAUACAAUGCGUUGUGUAGAUAUAACCACUUGAGUGAAGUAACUCUUCAUACUUAUUCUCUAAAGAAAAAGAGAAAAGGAAGAGGAAAAAUAUAUUCGUUGGCGGUUUCUUAACGAACUAAAGAUUUUUUGUCAUUGAAUUGUUGAUUGCUUGAAGCAAAUUUGCUCACUGUUUACGAGUUCUGUGCAAGAGUGUCAUAAUAAAUUAGCUCCAACCAAAUGUCACGAACAUCGCGUUACCCGUGACAGUGCUUUUGUUUGCUAUAAAUAGAAAAAGCAUAUUAUGAAAUUUUUAAAAAAAUUUUUCGACAUCUUUAAUGAGAAUUAAAAGGAGACCCUAAUGUAGACUGAUUCUGAUCUUGCAUCUUUUGAAAUUUGCUUUUUAUUUUGUAAAUCAAUGCCAAGAUAUUAGACAAUUUCACCAUGGAACUGAAUAAUGUGGGAAACAAUAAAAGUUCCAUACACAUGGCAAUAUCAUUUAAAAAAUUAUGUUUGGCAACAGUGUCCUUACCUCUUGUGACACUUUUAGUUUGUUUUGUUACAGCAUAUAUCUUUCAACAAGAUGAUAUCCACGAAACACACUGCAGGGUUUAUAAUGUACUUCCAUCAAUCUCAGCUAUUACUGGUAUAUCUCCUCAAAGAUAUUUAUGGCGUAUAAGCAUAGCACUACACAUAGGUCCACGUCUAAUUAUUGCCAGUGUAUAUCAUUCAUAUUAUCAUAAAAUACUUAAAACAAUUGAAGACGUACCCUCCAAAAUUAUGGGAUCUAGACUUUUAAAUCUAUGUUACUGGUUAAACAUUGCAGAAGUGGCAGCCCUAUGUGGAGUCACAUAUAUCUCUAAUAGGGAAAAUUAUUCUGUGCACGAAAAGAUCUUCAUUCUCUUUAUGAUUAGUUCUCUAACAUAUAUGCUAACAGAAGUGAGAUUGGGUCGUCUUAUAACACCAAAUGCACAAAGUCUUCAGUACAAACAAGCACUUUUUAUAACUAGUCUUGUUAGUACUGUAGGACUUAUUAUUUUCUUCCUAAAGCACAGGCUACUGUGUCAUGAUCUGGCAUUUAGCUGGUUUUCCUUGUGCGAAUAUGUGAUUGCCUCUGCAAAUAUGGGUUUUCAUGUAACUGUAAUUCUAGACUUUCCUAAGGAGCAGCUGAUCGUUGGAAAUGGCUUACCUGCCUUAAAGGUGGAUUAAUUUGUAAUAUUUUAUACUCAUUAUUAUCUUAUUAUUGUCAUCAAAGUGCCUACUGCCACUGUCUGGAAGUGCUAUUGCCAAAAGUGAUACCAUAUAUAUAAAAGUGAUACCAUAUAAUACCGUACUCUAGAUAGCUGAGUAUCCACUGAUAAAUAUUGGUAAAUAUUUCUUAAUAAAAUAAUUGUACAUUAUAUAAAUGAAAUCAAAAUUUUAAUGAAAUCAAAUAUUAAAAAAUUCUCUUAUCUUAAGAAAAAUAAUUACGAAUGCAAGAUCUGUAUAACAGUUGUCGUAAUUUACAUUUCUUCUUUUUAGUAACUUGUUCAGAUUGAUUGUAAAUUUAUUCAAAUCGCGAUUUAUAUUUAAAAGUAUUUAUCAACUAUAUACUUAUUCGAAUAAAUAAUUAAAUUAUAUGAAUAGAUGACUUUUAUUAAAAGAUAUUUUAUAUGUUUAGUGGAUACACGGUUUGAAGCACAAUAUCUUUUCUAUUAGCAGAUUUUAGCGAAAUAGAAUUAAUUUUAUCGUUUUAAGUAAUGCUGCAAUACGUAAGAUAAUUUUGAGCUUAGCAUUUGCUUAGUUGACGACUUUUAUCAUAAAUACACCUUCCAAUUACAAAAAGGCACAAUUGAAAGCUAAAGCCAAAAAGAGAAAAAAAUAUUAAAAAAAAAAUCUAGCGCUUCCAAAGUAUGGCACUGGUAUCUUCCCAGGCAAUGAAAAAUAAUCUUUAA
Heterotrigona itama is the source of this 1964-nucleotide messenger RNA. The record is from the annotation of a GenBank genome assembly. Lineage: Eukaryota; Metazoa; Arthropoda; Insecta; Hymenoptera; Apidae.